Messenger RNA from Saprolegnia parasitica CBS 223.65, 730 nucleotides. RefSeq names its product superoxide dismutase. Gene Ontology annotation, molecular function: superoxide dismutase activity; metal ion binding. Gene Ontology annotation, cellular component: mitochondrion. The transcript has a single exon. The record is from RefSeq and is a predicted model, not a curated record. Gene Ontology annotation, biological process: superoxide metabolic process. Lineage: Eukaryota; Oomycota; Saprolegniomycetes; Saprolegniales; Saprolegniaceae. Bases 20 to 673 code for a protein of 217 amino acids.
CUGUGAUUAGCAACCCACGAUGCAAGCGAUCCGCCGCCACUCGACCAAGCAAGUCCGCGCCUUCUCGGCCAAGGCCAUGCUCCCGGAGCUGAGCUACGACUACAACGAGCUCGAGCCCAUCAUCUCGGCCAAGAUCAUGGAGCUCCACCACAGCAAGCACCAUGCGGCGUACGUGACCAACUACAAUGCGCUCUCGGAACAGUACGCUGAGGCGCAGGCCAAGAACGACGUGCCCAAGAUGAUUGCGUUGCAGCAGGGCAUCCGCUUCAACGGCGGUGGCCACAUCAACCACUCGAUCUUCUGGACCAACCUCGCGCCGCCCAAAAACGGCGGUGGCGGCGAGCCCACGGGCGCCCUCAAGCAGGCCAUCGAGAAGGAGUUUGGCUCGUUCGAAGCGUUCAAGGCCACGUUCAGUGCCCAGACGGCCGCUGUCCAGGGCAGUGGCUGGGGCUGGUUGGGCUACAACCCGGUCCAGAAGCGCAUUCAGUACGCGGCGUUGGCCAACCAGGACCCGUUGAGCACCGUGGGCUUGAUCCCGCUCCUCGGCGUCGACGUCUGGGAGCACGCCUACUACUUGGACUACAAGAACGUGCGCCCCGACUACCUCAAGGCCAUUUGGGAGAUUGUCAACUGGAAGAACGUCGAGGAGCGCUUCGCGGCCGCGGCCAAGUAAGCGUCUCGGUGUACCUAAUGCGAUGUCAAUCCACCAUGUCUUGCGUCUACAUCUACG